CCGUCGCUCCUAUACCCUCGGUGUCAUCAACUGCUGGCGACCGCGACCGGCGUCGGUUUUGCGCGCCACCACGCCGGUAUUUAAAUAUUAUUGUUGUUAUGACAGCGAUAAUGAUAUAUAAAUUAUAAAAUCACAAUCGUGCGCGAGUUUUUUCCACCCACAAUUAUUAUUAUCGAACGCAUAUCAUCCGCGACUAUAUGCCGUAUACUAGGUAACUAUCUAUUUAUCGCCGCCGCCGCCACCACCUCAGAGUUUAUCGUAAUAUUAAUUCCUACGACGGUAUCGUGCGGUUUUUCGUUGCCAGCGCAGUAUAAUACACGGUCGUUCUCUAUAACAUCACCCCGGAAAACUAAAUUUAAGUCUUCCGCCAAACGAGGAUUGCGAAAUAUUAUUAUUACCCACCUGCAAUUAGCCAGUCGUAUACUAGUCACUAGCCGAUGGAAUCGAAGAUCGAGCAACAUCGUCGUGCGUAAUCGAUCGGCUCCGUCAUGGCUCACAACACGGAAAAAUGGGCUGAAGAACAGGAGCCCAACUCGUUUCUCUUGGGCGAAGACCGCAGUGCGCAGCCUGGGUUUGUCAGGCAGAACCGUCGGCAAUCCGGUAAUGUUGGAGUUUUUAAAGAUGACAAACGAACGGAAAAGACACAUGAAGAUCCAGUUUCUAUGGCCAUCGGCGAAUUCGGCCGAUGGCAAGCUAUGCUUACUUUAAUUUUGUCCUUGUUAAAUUUGCCUUGUACAUGGCACAUAUUCGUACUAACGUUCCAGGGGGCAGAUACGGACUUCUGGUGUACACCGCCGCCGGGUGUACUGAACCGGAUAUCCGUGGAUGAAUGGAAAAAUUUAAGUGGUGUAAUCCCCGAAUCACCAACAAGCAAUGUUUCAGUAUACGAUCCUUGUCAUUAUCGUGACUUCGACUACGAAAGUUUACUCAGUAAAUUUAGUUACACGGAAUUACUUAAAAAUAAAACAGAUCAAUAUGAGCUUAAAACGUGUGCUUCGUGGCAGUUCAAUACUACUGAAUUCGGCGAUACAAUCACUUCCGAAUGGAACCUAGUUUGUGACAGAAAAGAAUUAAAAAACUUUGCUGAGAUGAUGUUCUUGAUGGGUGUUGCUUUUGGAGGUUUCUUCUCAGGACUCGUGUCAGACAGAUUUGGUAGAAAGAAGACGUUGAUGGCUUCCUUAAUCAUGCAGUUGGCUCUUGGCAUUUUAGUCGCCAUUUGUCCUUGGUUUGAAUUCUAUCUGGUAUUGAGAUUUAUUUUGGGAUUUGUUUGUGUGAGCAUCGUCUUUAGUGGUUUUGUGUUGUGCAUGGAACUGGUUGGUGGUAAAUGGUUGACAAUCGCUGGAGUUCUUUACUUGCUCCCUGUUCCUAUGAGCUACAUUAUAAUAUCCGGAAUCGCAUAUAUAUGUAGAGGAUGGAGGUUACUGCAGUGGUGUGUCACUUUACCCGCCGUAUUUUUCUUGGUUUUGCAUUGGUUUGUUCCCGAAUCGCCGAGAUGGUUAUUGGCCAUGGGCAGAGUGGAUGAGACUAUGGAAGUUUUGGAAAAGGCCUCUAAAAUUAAUAAGCACCCCUUGCCAGUGAAUAUGGACAAAAUUCUUAAACAAAGUAUAAACAAAUUCGAAAUUAAUGGCAAACCUAAAGUACGAGUUUCAGAUUUAUUUCGUACCAAAAAUAUUAGAAAGAUUUCCCUUGUUUUAUACAUACUUUGGUUCAGUCUUUACUUAGUAUACUAUGGGCUUGUACUUAAUCUGUCUAACAUCGGUGGAAAUAUAUACAUAAACACUAUAAUAUCAGGUUUGGUCGAAAUUCCAGCAAUAUUGAUUAGUGUAGUAAUAUUGCUUAAAAUGGGUCGAAGAAUUCCAUUGUGCCUUACCAUGGUAGCUGGAGGAAUUGCGUGUUUACUAACUACGAUUCUACCAGCAGAUACGGAUGAGUGGAUAUCGCUAUCGUUGGUGAUGGCUGGCAAAUUUUCCGUGUCGUCGUCAAAUGUUAUUAUGCCUCUCUACACAGCCGAAUUGUUCCCAACUGUUAUAAGGAAUUUAGGAGUGGGAACUUCAAAUAUACCAGCAGGAAUUGCACUUAUUAUGGUGCCAUACCUUUGGAACUUGUCUCCAUUGAGCAAAGUCUUACCGUUAUUGGUACUUGGAACAGUCAGUGUCAUUGGUGGCUUGUCUGUACUUAUGUUACCAGAAACAGGCAGUUAUCUUUCUGAUACAUUAGAAGAAGUAGAGGAUUGUAUUAGCACAUCAAAUAGUACACAGAAAAAAUAUAUCGAUACAAUAAGUAGUAACGUACAAAGUUCACCAUCCGAGAAAGAAUAAUUCCUUCAUAAUAGAUAUUAUACGGUUAAUUAUUUGUUUAUUCAUUUGUCUUCCUAAUCGUUUUAUUACGUUUUGAUAAGUAUUUUAAAAACAUAUUUUUUUUUAUUCAUUCUGCAUAUUCCUGUGAUAAUUAUCUAAAAUUAUAGUUGAUCAAUAAGUCAACGAAAGUACUACACCGAUAGUCUAUAUUAUGUUAAUAUAGUUUUAUAAAAAAAUAAAUAGAAUUAACUUAGUUCUUGUAAAAAACUGGACUGACUUUGUCAAUUUUUUUUUUACAAACUAUUGCCUAUGGAUAAUAUAAAAUACAUUGUUACCCAUAGGUACUUGUUAUAUAAGUUUAGUUAUAUCUUUGUUUGUAAUAAAUAUUAUAAAAUGUAUAUAUUUUAAUGAUUAAAUUCAUAUAAUAUUAUGUAUUAUGUAUAUAUAUUAUAUUCUAUAUUAAUAAGAAAAAAAAAUAUUAACUUUAAUCAUAAUAUUUAAAGAUAGAUAAAUAACAUGUUGUUAUUAUGUUUUCGUUAAUCUUAAACUACGCAAAAAGUAUUUAAAUAAUAGAUUUUAUUGAUUUAUAAAAACUUGUAUUAUAUAAACUUAUAAUAUGAUAUCGGAAUAAUUGACCAAGACUUAAUAUAAAUAUAUUUAAAUAAUGCUAAUUA
Molecule: messenger RNA, 2971 nt
Organism: Acyrthosiphon pisum (pea aphid)
Lineage: Eukaryota; Metazoa; Arthropoda; Insecta; Hemiptera; Aphididae
Product: organic cation transporter protein
Exons: 13
Coding region: 489-2318 (609 amino acids)
Biological process (GO): transmembrane transport
Cellular component (GO): membrane
Molecular function (GO): transmembrane transporter activity
Source: RefSeq, a predicted model, not a curated record